Messenger RNA from Thrips palmi, 3314 nucleotides. Its product is annotated as octopamine receptor beta-3R-like. Gene Ontology annotation, cellular component: membrane. The coding region runs from base 122 to 1357 and encodes 411 amino acids. The transcript has 4 exons. Gene Ontology annotation, molecular function: octopamine receptor activity. The record is from RefSeq and is a predicted model, not a curated record. Gene Ontology annotation, biological process: adenylate cyclase-activating adrenergic receptor signaling pathway. NCBI's taxonomy places the organism in Eukaryota, Metazoa, Arthropoda, Insecta, Thysanoptera, Thripidae.
CCUGCUGCUGCUGCUGCCCACCACGCUGCAGCCCGCCGACGAUGACCCCCACCAAAACACGACCCCCGUGGCGGCGGCCGAGCGGCAGGCGGUGUUCCCGCUGGUCUGCAAGGCCCUCAUCAUGGGCACCAUCAUCGUGGGCGCCGUGCUCGGCAACGCGCUCGUCAUCAUCUCGGUGUUCCGGCACCGCAAGCUGCGCGUCAUCACCAACUACUACGUCGUGUCGCUCGCCAUGGCGGACCUGCUGGUGGCGCUGUGCGCCAUGACGUUCAACGCCAGCGUGGAGCUGACGGGCGGCGUGUGGCUGUUCGGCUACUUCAUGUGCGACGUGUGGAACUCGCUGGACGUGUACUUCUCGACGGCGUCCAUCCUGCACCUGUGCUGCAUCUCGGUGGACCGCUACUACGCCAUCGUGCGCCCGCUGCAGUACCCCAUCACCAUGACGCACCGCACCGUCAGCUUCAUGCUGGCCAACGUGUGGAUCCUGCCGGGGCUCAUCAGCUUCGUGCCCAUCUUCGCCGGCUGGUACACCACGGACCGGCACGAACAGUUCCGCGACCAGCACCCCGAGGUGUGCAUCUUCGUGGUGAACCGCUACUACGCCAUCAUCUCGUCGUGCGUGUCGUUCUGGGUGCCGGGCGUCGUCAUGGUCACCAUGUACUACCGCAUCUUCAAGGAGGCGGUGCGGCAGCGCAAGGCGCUGUCGCGGACCUCCUCCAACAUCAUCCUCAACUCGAUCCACCGGACGCACACGCGCCACCCGUGCCACUACUCGCACCACCUGCACCCCAGCGACGGCGAGCUGAGCCUGGCGCAGGUGUCGGCCACCACGUCGCUGGACGGCAGCCACGGCAGCCACGGCAGCGGGCCCAGCUCCAGGAACUCGUCGGCCGGCUCCACCACGUACGGCACCACCAACAUCACCACCGCCAUCACGGCCAAGGCGGCCGCCAUGGAACUCAACGUUAAUGGAGAGUCGGAAGAUAGACGUCGUAGUGGCGACUGGACUAGGUAUUCGGUCGCGAGCAAUAAUGGAACGACUGUAAGACAGCAGAGUUGGCGGACAGAGCACAAGGCGGCCCGUACUCUGGGAAUCAUCAUGGGCACCUUUAUGUUGUGCUGGUUGCCGUUUUUCCUGUGGUACGUCAUCACUACGUUGUGUGGAGAGGCCUGUCCGUCGCCCGACAUGGUGGUGGCUGUCCUCUUCUGGAUAGGCUACUUCAACUCGGCGCUCAACCCACUUAUCUACGCCUACUUCAAUCGGGACUUCCGGGAGGCGUUCAAAAACACACUUCAGUGCUUCUUCCCGUGUUGCUGUACCUGCUGGAAGCCAGCGUCUCCUGAGAACUUUGUCUAGUUGUGUAAGGUUAUACUGAAAAUGGUUGUCAAAGUACCAGUUACGUACGAUUGUAAAUACUAGAACGUUCAGAAUAGGAUUAAAGUGUUCUGAAAGCUCUUGUGAUUUUCCGGUUAGAAUAUUUACCUGGGACAGCGUCAGAAUUUACUACACGUCUGGAUUGCGACCAGUGACUCUUCAACUUAUGUUUAAAUUCUAUUCUUCCUUAUUAUGUAAUAUUGCCCGCAGUGAUAUCUGAGCAAACUAUCUAGACAACUCAUCCUACUCCUACAGCCUGCCUUAUAGUAUGUUUAGAUGAAUAAACACUUAAUAGUCAUUUUUUCGAUGAAUUUAAAACAAAUGGACUAAUUUAGGCAAUGAAAAAUCUAAUGUUCACUUGCAAUAAUUGUAAAAUCUUUGUGGUGCUCUCAAAAUGAAAAAGAACAUUGAAUAUAUCUCACAUUAGAAUAGACGCAGUGUAUGGUUUCUGCUGUUUCUUUUCAAAUGGAUGGGCCUUUCUGUCAAAAACUUUCUGAUUGAACACUUACCCUUGCUGAAUAGAUUUUCCUUUGUAAGUUAUUUUAAUGUGAUAUGCCAUCUGCGUGUAUCUGGCUGGAACUGAGCGUUUCACGACUGCUAAGCAGGCUUACGAGGUCAAAGAAUUUCUGUAGAAGAAAACGUCAAAAUGCCUUUCCCGUUCGCACUGAUAACAUUUAUGUCAGAAAGGUAACAUUUGUCCAUGCCCUAUUGUUAAUGCCAAACCAGAUCAAGCAAAACGUUGAAAGCAGGUAAUCUUUGACCGUGUGAGUUUUGCUCUUUUUAUUAAAUUGGUACCUGACUUGAUUCUUGUAGAGAAUUUUAUUCUGUGGGAAAAGACUCCUAUGAGAUUAUUUGUUCGAUAGGAUAAUUAUCAAUUUCUAUUUACAUGUAUAAUAUAUUCUUAGAUUGUUCCAUAAGACUUCACGGUUUCCGCGUGUUGUCUGUCCUUCUACGACUGCUAACAUUAAGUAUCAAAAUAAGUUUAAAGACAUGCUUGGAAAUAAUAAAAUGUUACUAAACUUAAGAGUAGGUAAAUUUGAAAUCACAAUAUGGUGCUAUGUAGUGUUAGUGAAAAUGAAUUGAUAUUUUCAAACCUGUUAUUUUUCGCUAAUGUAGCGACACAUAUUUUGUACUAGAUACGACAGUCACUGUUACAAUCAACAUGGCUCAUGACAAAAGCUACUCGACAGAUCUGAUAAAAAAGUAAUAAGACCACGUCAUUAUAGCUCAAGUAUAAACACAUUUGUCAGCAACUCUGAUCAUCGAGCGAUUCUUCUGCAAAGAUUUUGAAAGCCCGUUACUUUGAAAGUCAUAUCUUGUUGCAGUCGAAAUGCCUACAAGUGUUCUGACUUUGUUUCCCGACAGAAGUAAUGCCGAAUUAUCUCACACCGCGAACAGCAGCGGAGGCUUCCUGCCAAAAUCCUCGAGGUGUGGCGGCUCUCAGCACGCUUUAGCGCCUUAGCCCUGAGAUUCCGUGCGCCACACUUCCAUUCCUACCAAAGUAUGCAAAUUGCGUCCCCAACCUCGGUGUCCCGCCUCCAGCUCGCUUCUGCACUUUACUUUGUAGCCAACUUCGGUGAGAACCCAGAUUCAGUAAACUCUGCUUCAGAAGACGUUUUGCUUUGGACAUUUGUUGUAAAAACAAUAUUAUUUUUCCAUCUUGAAUGAUGUCUUUCUGCUAAAACAAUGGCUGUAAACGUCAUGCAUUAAUCUUCUUUCGGUAGAACAUAUGGACUGUGAUAAGGACUUGAAUUUCUUUCCAAACACUACGUGUAUCAGCCAAUUACAUGAACAUGACAUUUUGUGAUGCCGACGGAAGCUAAAAGGUGCUUGACUUUGAAAAAUGACUGUGAUAUUCUCAAUUGUUAAUAAAUUUGUAAAUUAUUUAAACAAAUAGUGAUAGUUGUACUCUAAAUGAGUAAACGAGAAAUUAAAUUAA